GUGAGACGGUGAGUGAAGUGAAGCCUUCUCUCUCUUCUCUCUCUCUACCUUGUUAUGAAAAUAAAUCAUCCGAUCUGACACAAGCACACGCUCUCUUCUCUUCCUUUCUUUUCUCUUUCUCCAUCUUAUUACUAAAAACACACCCCAAAACAAUGGCGGUUCAGUUUCUGUCUUCAUUAACGCAACUUAACUAUACUAACUGAAAAAAAAAAAACACUGUCACACAGACAGAAACAAACCGCUAAAUCAACACAACGACUGUACUAGAUUUUUUAUUAUUAUUAUUAUUAUUAUUAUUAUUACUGUUAUAGUCGUAACAAGACCACAGUCUUCGCCGCCGCUUCAACUACCCGAAUAAAAACCCGACCCGGUUCAUUUCUCUUACUUUUCAUUUUUUUUUAUAAAGGAGGUUUUGAGAACACUGUUUUCUUGUCCCCUCUCUUCAAAAAGAUAACUAGUGUGAACUGUGAACUGCUUACGUUUCUAUACUUGGUCGUUUUCUGUUACAACGUUAGUGUUCUUGCUUCUGCUCAUUCUCGUCUUCAUUUGAUACUGUUUCUUUUCUUGAGAUCCGGUGUUUCUUGGGAUUUGUUGCUUCUUUGUUUGAGAUCUGCUUGAUUUUUUCGACUUUGUUGCUGAAUUUGGAAGGGAUUGGGGUUGUAUCAUGGUUGAAGAUAGUAUAAGGAGCGAAUGAAGGGUAGGAGGGAAACGGUGGUGUUUUAUAGUCAGACUGAUUUUGGUUGAAGAUUGAAAUGGGUGGGAAUCUUUGUUGAUUGUUGAGGCAAUUAUAGUUGACACAGUGGUGUUUGUGUUUUGGUUGGUGAUAAGGAUAAGAAGAAUGGUGUUGUGGAGUAGGGAAGAGGAGAACAAGAGGAUUUGUUUUUGGUUUGGGGUUCAUCUUGUGGGAAUUUGUGGAAUUGAAAAUCAUUGAUUUUGGGUUUGGUUUGGUUUUAGCUUUUAAUAAGGUUUGAAAUUUACUGAAAAUGAAGCUUUCUUCAGCUGGUUUUAGUCCUCCACCUCAGGAAGGAGAAAAAAGGGUUCUAGAUUCAGAACUUUGGCAUGCUUGUGCUGGUCCUCUUGUUUCUUUGCCAGCUGAUGGAAGCCGCGUCGUCUACUUUCCACAAGGUCAUAGUGAACAGGUUGCUGUAUCUACCAACAGGGAAGUUGAUACAUAUAUUCCCAAUCCAAGCUUACCUCCCCAGCUUAUUUGUCAACUUCAUAAUUUGACUAUGCAUGCAGAUACAGAGACGGAUGAAGUGUAUGCGCAGAUGACCUUGCAACCUCUAAAUCCUGACGAGCAAAAGGAGGCAUAUCAUCCUGCAGAGUUGGGAACUGCAAAUAAACAGCCAACAAACUACUUUUGCAAAAUUUUGACUGCCAGUGAUACAAGCACUCAUGGGGGUUUCUCUGUUCCUCGCCGCGCAGCUGAAAAAGUUUUCCCUCCACUGGACUUUUCUCAACAGCCUCCUGCUCAAGAGUUGAUUGCAAGGGAUUUGCAUGGUAAUGACUGGAAAUUCAAACAUAUCUUCCGCGGCCAGCCCAAAAGGCAUUUGCUUACAACUGGGUGGAGUGUCUUCGUGAGUGCUAAAAGACUUGUUGCUGGUGAUUCAGUGCUGUUUAUAUGGAAUGAAAAAAAUCAGUUGCUUCUAGGCAUUCGGCGUGCCAAUCGACCACAACAUAUGAUGCCUUCAUCUGUAUUGUCAAGUGACAGCAUGCACUUGGGGCUGCUUGCUGCUGCAGCUCACGCCGCUGCAACGAACAGUCGUUUCACCAUUUUCUAUAACCCACGUGCUAGCCCAUCAGAAUUUGUCAUUCCCCUAGCAAAGUAUGUUAAAGCUGUAUAUCACACUCGAGUUUCAGUUGGUAUGCGCUUCAGAAUGCUUUUUGAAACAGAAGAAUCUAGUGUUCGGCGAUACAUGGGAACAAUAACUGGCAUCAGUGACCUGGAUUCUGUCCGGUGGCCUAAUUCACAUUGGCGCUCAGUAAAGGUUGGGUGGGAUGAAUCAACAGCAGGUGAGAGGCAACCUAGAGUGUCUCUAUGGGAAAUUGAGCCAUUAACAACAUUUCCAAUGUAUCCAUCUCCAUUCCCCCUUAGGCUUAAAAGACCAUGGCCUCCUGGACUUCCUUCAUUCAAUGGCUUGAAGGAUGAUGAUUUUGGCAUGAAUUCUCCACUAUUAUGGCUUCGAGAUGCAGAUAGAGGGCUUCAAACUCUUAAUUUUCAAGGGAUGGGUGUUAAUCCUUGGAUGCAGGCGAGGCUCGAUCCAUCUAUGAUGAAUUUGCAACCAGAUAUGUACCAUGCUAUGGCAGCUGCUGCACUUCAGGAUAUGAGGACUUUAGAUCCUUCUAAACAGCAUCCUGCUUCAUUACUUCAAUUUCAGCAGCCACAGAAUUUUCCCAAUGGUACUGCCGCGUUAAUGCAGAGCCAGAUGAUGCAGCAAUCUCAACCUCAGCACGCUUUUCCAAAAAGUCAAGAACAUCAGCAUCCAUCUCAAUCUCAGGCUCAAACCCAACAGUUCCAGCAGCUUCUUCAGCAUCAGCAUUCAUUCACUAAUCAAAAUUAUCAUCAUCUGCAACAGCAACAGCAGCAGCAGCAACAUCAGCAACAGCAUCAGCAGCAGCAACAUCACCAACAGCAGCAGCAACAUCAACAGCAGCAGCAGCAACAACAGCAUCAACAGCAGCAACAACAUCAACUUCAGCAGCAACAACAACAAUCAAAACAGCAACAAGUUGUAGAUCAUCAGCAGAUUCCAAAUGCUGUCUCUACGAUGUCUCAGUUUGUUUCGGCACCUCAAUCUCAAUCAACGCAGCCCAUGCAAGCUAUCUCUUCAAUUGGCAAUCAGCAACAUUUUUCUGAUUCAAAUGGCAACCCUACAACUACUGCUAUUGUUUCUCCUUUGCACAAUAUGUUAGGUUCAUUUUCCAAUGACGAAACAUCUCACCUUCUAAACUUUCCUAAACCAAACUCUUGGGUUCCGGUUCAAUCUUCGACAGCAUGGCCCUCCAAGCGCGUUGCCUUGGAUCCUCUCGUUUCUUCUGGAACAUCUCAUUAUGUUCUGCCUCAAAUGGAGCAGCUUGGGCAGUCGCAAACUACCAUGUCUCAAAAUGCUAUUACCUUGCCACCAUUUCCUGGUAGGGAGUGUGCUAUCGAAGGGAACACUGAUCCACAAAACCAUCUUUUGUUCGGUUUUAACAUAGAGCCCUCAUCACAUCUAGUGUAUAACGAGAUGUCAAACCUUAAGGGGGGUGUCAAUAGCAACUGUGACUCAUCAACUGUGCCUUUUCAAUCUUCUGCCUACCUGAAUAACACAGGCGCUGAUUCUUCAUUGAAUAAUGGAAUGGCACAUGGUGUUGGCGAGUCGGGAUUCCUACAAACUUCUGAAAAUGGAGGUCAAGGAAACUCACCAAACAAAACCUUUGUGAAGGUUUACAAGUCAGGGUCCUUCGGUAGAUCGUUGGAUAUCACAAAAUUCUCUAACUACCCCGAGCUACGCAGCGAGCUUGCUCGUAUGUUUGGGCUUGAAGGUGAGUUGGAGGACCCUGUAAGAUCAGGCUGGCAGCUUGUAUUUGUUGAUCAAGAGAAUGACGUUCUUCUCCUCGGUGAUGGCCCGUGGCCGGAAUUUGUAAAUAGUGUAUGGUGCAUCAAGAUACUUUCCCCUCAAGAAGUGCAGCACAUGGGAAACAAUGGACUAGAGCUUCUAAACUCAGCUCCAACUCAGAGGCUCUCUAAUGGCAUCUGUGAUGACUACACCGGCCGCGAGGACCCUAGAACUUUAAGCACCGGAUUAACAUCCGUGGGGUCUUUAGACUACUGAACGUCGUCGUGACAACAAAUACUGUGAAUUUCUUCUCUCUUGUAUUACUAUUACUCUUCUCAAACCCUCUAAAAAAUGGUGGGAAGUUGUUCCUAGUUGUAGCUUAUAGCUUACUUUCCGUUUUUAUCGCCUAAAACAAUUCAUGAGCUAAACACUUAGCUAUAUGGCAACUUCUCAUUGUAGUUUCUAUAAUAUAUUGUAGAAUUCAACUUAAGUUACUCUAAGUGAGUCCCAUUAUUAAA
This is a messenger RNA of Vicia villosa (hairy vetch), 4057 nucleotides long. Its product is annotated as auxin response factor 6-like. Lineage: Eukaryota; Viridiplantae; Streptophyta; Magnoliopsida; Fabales; Fabaceae. The transcript is spliced from 14 exons. The record is from RefSeq and is a predicted model, not a curated record. Bases 984 to 3815 code for a protein of 943 amino acids. Gene Ontology annotation, biological process: response to hormone; regulation of DNA-templated transcription. Gene Ontology annotation, molecular function: DNA binding; protein binding. Gene Ontology annotation, cellular component: nucleus.